AUGUUUUCUAAUAGAUUAAUAUCUCGAUUACAACAAUUAACAGUACUACAAUUACGUACAUUAGCAAUAAAAUGUGGCAUUUUAAAUAAUGGAAGUAAAGAUGAGUUAAUUAAUAGGAUUCUUAAAGAAAUUUCUAAAAUACGAUUAAUUAAUGAGCAUUAUACAACUCAUCGUAUUCUUAGUAUUGAUGUAGGUAUCCGUAAUUUAGCAUUAUGUUCAAUGAUUGUACCUUCAACUAUAAAUCAAGAUUUUAAUUCAAUUAGUCAUAAAAAUAUUAUUAUUAAUGAGUGGGAUAAAUUAUCAGUUGAAUUAGAAAAUAUAGAAGAUAAUAAAGUUAUUAAAAAGACAUAUAAGCCUGUGGAUUACUCUUUUUUAGCAUAUCAACUAGCAAAAUCUUUUUUAGAAAAAUUUAAACCACGUACUAUAUUAAUAGAACGUCAAAGAUAUAGAACUCUGAAUAUGAAUACUAUACAUGAAUGGAUCAUAAGAGUAAAUAUGUUUGAACAUAUGUUACACGCUGUAUUUAGAUGUUUUAAAGAAGAAAAAAUUUGGGAUGAUCCAGAAGCAGAUAUUUUAAGCAUAGAUCCAACCAAAAUUACAUCAUUAUGGACUAAAAAAAAUAUUAUUUUAAAAGAAGAAUUAUUUAUUGGACAUAAUUUGCCUAAAAAUAUAUUUAUAAAUUCCAUAAGGGAAAAUCUAAUUUACUUAAAACCAUCUGCUUUAAAAUCUAAAAAAAUAAAAACAAAAAUUGUUGAUUCAUUGUUAAAAAUAGGCACUAUUUUUAACUUCGAAAAUACACAAAUUACUGCAAAAGAUUUUAUGUCUCAAAAAAAAAAUAAAAGUAUACUUAAAAUUGACGAUCUUGCAGAUUGCUUUCUUCAAGGUGUUUCUUGGAUUAUAUGGGAGCAAAAUAAAUGGAAAUUAAAAGAAGAAUUGCAAGAUAAUAAACCAUUACAUGGUUUUGUUAAUGAUUAA
Messenger RNA from Pneumocystis jirovecii RU7, 975 nucleotides. RefSeq lists its product as uncharacterized. The coding region runs from base 1 to 975 and encodes 324 amino acids. Lineage: Eukaryota; Fungi; Ascomycota; Pneumocystomycetes; Pneumocystales; Pneumocystaceae. The record is from RefSeq and is a predicted model, not a curated record. Gene Ontology annotation, molecular function: Y-form DNA binding; DNA endonuclease activity; crossed form four-way junction DNA binding. The transcript has 3 exons. Gene Ontology annotation, cellular component: mitochondrion.